ACAGAUGUCCUCUGUUACACUAAAACGAGAUCCCUUGACUAAAAUCACAACAUUUAUUGCUUAUAAAAGGAAAUAUUUGCCAAUAAAACAACGAACAUUUGCUAUUAAAAUAUGGUGAGUGAAAAUGGUGGCCCUUUUUUAAGCAGAGCGGUAUACAGGCUGAUUUAUUAUUUAUUGUUCUGUCCCACGGUCACGUGUUUUGGGGCGCCCUAUCCAGUUUUGGACAGGGUUCAACUUACUGGACGGAAGGAGCUUGUAGGUGGCGCACCAACACGACACCUUGCAAUGGAAUGAAUCCCUUCUCUCGUCGUUGCAGGAUUGUAAAACCAAGGUUUUUUGUUGUUGGGUUUUUUUUUGUACACCCUUUUUUUAAUUUGGUACCUUGCAUAUUUUUUUUUCUUUACUCUGGUGCAAUGGGGACGAGCUACUACGUUGACACGCGCAUUCUUUCGGAGCAAGAAGAAAUGGCACCGAUGAGGUACUCAACCUCUGCAGGAAUGGAGCAGGCGGCGCACACCGAAUAUGGCGGACAGGAGCCGAAAUCCUCUAUUUUCAGUGGAUCCUGGAGCACCAUCGCGGCGCAUCCUCCCAACGCAUAUGUGCACCAUCAGUACAGCGGGGAAGCCGAUGGCAUGCUUGCGCGUUCCUGGGCGUUGGACCCGGUCUCCGCGUCGUUGUGUUUGACGGGAAUCCCGUCUGCGGCCGCGCAUUACGAGAUAAAGCCCGAGCCGCUGCUCGGCGGUGCCGAGUGCACGACUCUGGAGACGCACGCACCGCUUUUGUCUAACAUUGAAAACGGAGCUGCCCUAACGGAGAUUCCCUGCGAUACAUCCCCCACAUCUGCAGCCAGCGACGACAAGCUGACGGCAGAGAAAAGGGAGGCUGUUGAUGCAAACAACCCGUCGUCCAACUGGCUGCACGCAAAGCCGACCAGGAAAAAGCGCUGCCCCUACACCAAGCACCAAAUCCUCGAACUGGAGAAAGAGUUUCUCUUCAACAUGUACCUCCCCCGGGAGCGCAGGUAUGAAGUGGCGAGGCUCCUGAAUCUGACAGAGAGGCAGGUGAAAAUCUGGUUCCAGAACCGCAGAAUGAAGAUGAAGAAGGAAACCAGAGACAGAAGGAAAGACAGCUAGUGCCCCCUUUGCGUUUAAACCUGGUGGAGGGGGAUGGAAGAGGGGCGGAGAGGGGAGACUUAUAAUUCCUGGUACGUGUUGUUGUAAAUUAGUGUUGUUAAAACAACGCUGAGUGUCCAUUCCCCCCCUUCCCCCCGCCCCCCCAAUGAUUUUCUGUGAUUGUGUCUCGUGGUGGAUUUAGAUAUCUUGUAUUUUUAUUUUUAUUUUUGCGCACACAGUGUGUUGACUCUGUAGGCCGUUUAUGAUUUGCAUGAACCUUUACUUGACUACCUAGCCUAUCGAUAUCCUUCAGCUACCUAUCUGCAUUGAUUAACUUAUUUUAUUUUAUUUUAUUUUAUUUUAUUUUAUUUUAUUGCGGCCAAUUGUGUUUUAAAUGUUUGGAUGCAUUUGUGAAAACCCUGCGCACACUUGAAAUACCUCACAUGUACUGAUUUUAUUUAAAAAUAAAGUGCAGUUUGUAUCAUACAUUUGGACGUGUUAUGUCACAGUGAUUCGUUUUCAUUUGAAUGAAGUACAAUGCACCAUGUUUUUGCACAUGUGUAAUAAAAACAAUACGCUGCAGUGUGGGCUAGAGUCGGCCAAAA
Poecilia latipinna (sailfin molly) is the source of this 1717-nucleotide messenger RNA. RefSeq names its product homeobox A9b (gene hoxa9b). Gene Ontology annotation, biological process: anterior/posterior pattern specification; regulation of transcription by RNA polymerase II; DNA-templated transcription. The record is from RefSeq and is a predicted model, not a curated record. NCBI's taxonomy places the organism in Eukaryota, Metazoa, Chordata, Actinopteri, Cyprinodontiformes, Poeciliidae. The coding region runs from base 291 to 1133 and encodes 280 amino acids. The transcript has 2 exons. Gene Ontology annotation, cellular component: nucleus. Gene Ontology annotation, molecular function: RNA polymerase II cis-regulatory region sequence-specific DNA binding; DNA-binding transcription factor activity, RNA polymerase II-specific.